UUAUAUAAAUAUAAAAAUAUCAACGGCGACAACAAACGACUUGACAAUGUCAUGUACAUUUAUUUGUUGUUAUUAAAAAUUUUUUCUAUAAUUUAUUCCUGGUGUAACACAUGUACUUAUGAUUAAUUUUUCAUUCAAUAGAUAAACGUCUAUUGUCAAAUGGAGAUCAAUUUUUUAUUAUUAUAUUCAUCGUGGAAAAUUGACAGUUAUUCAACUACUGUCAAUGACAAAUCAACAUUACAAAAAAGAGUUAUAUUAUCUUAUCAGUCGUACAGGAGUGUUAAAUUCAAUUCUUACAAUUUUUAAAAUAUAUUUUUAAAAUGAACGGAGUAAGACGUGUGAUAUUUUUUUGUCUGAUGACUACUAUAUUACCAAUAAUAUUAUUAAUAAUGCCAUUGUAUUUGAGACACAGUUUGUAUGCUGAUGUUAUUUAUGCUGUGACUGAAUCAGAUAUUUUAGAAAUAAGUGAUGGUGUAUCAACAAUUUUUUGCUCGGCACAUACCUUAGAAAUGAACAGUACAUUUAAUGCAUUUCAAAUGAAUCACAGACCAGCAAUAACAUCAUUCAGAAAACACAUUAGACUGAAGAAAAGUAUGAUACUACCAGAUGAUACACUCGAAUAUUGGGGUUUUUAUUUAUUAAAAGGUGCAACAGUAUCACUCUCAGUAUGCUCAAGAUUUGAAGGUGCAAGAAUAUUAGUUGUCAAGGAUGACAGAAAUUUACGUACAUGUGGAAUGUUGGAACACAAUACAAAUAAAGAAAAAAUAUCAGGUAUAAUGUUAGCAGAUGCACACAAACAAGUCAAGAUAACAUAUGAGACAAAUGCUCAAUUAAUAAACUCCAAGGAAAAUAAUAAUCCUGAUAAUAUAACUCAAAAAUUAAAAAAUAAAAUACAAACAAUAAAUGAUGAUACAAUAAAACAAAAAAAUAUUGAUAAAUUAACUAAAAGUGCAAUGGAUUUUAUAAUUAAUCAUUCUGAUAAAAAUUAUACUGGUAUUAAUAAUAAAUCAAUGAGAAAAGUAAGACAUGCUAAAAAACUUAAUCACCAUGUAAAUAAUAAUAAUCAUGAUGAUGAUGAUAAAGAAAAGAAAGAAAAUUUAAAAUUAUUAUUAAAUAAUCCUGGUAUUGAUGAUGGUGCUGAAGAAAAUGAAUAUGGAAUAAAAUAUUAUCAAUCACAUAUAUCACAUAGAUAUACAAGAAGUAAUCAACAAGUUUUAAAUGCUCCAUUACUUGAUCAUGGAAUACAACAUGGUGGUAAUGCAUUACGUAAUAAAACAAGUGAAGAAGAUUCAUCAGCAUCAAGUUUUGAAGAGGGUCUUCUAAAUUGUUACAAGGGUAAUUUAUUAUUACAAAAUCCAUUUAAUCAUUCUGAAUCAUGUAAUGGUGUACAUUUUUUAGAAUACGGUGAUUACAUGACAACACUUCAUAAUGUUACAAAUGACGGUUAUUAUUAUUAUAUUUUUUAUAGUGAUAAUGAUAUUGUAUCAAAUGAUAUACAUGCUGUUUUUGAUAUUUACAAGCCAACAUUUCAAUAUGAAAAUGUUACAAAAUCAUGUUUAAAUAGUACUAAAUGUACAUUUACAUUAAACAUGCUUUCAAAUGAUAGAGUUAUUGUUGAAGUACCAACACGUGAUGGUAUUGAACAUGAACAAGAUGAUAUAUCACAUUUGACAUCUGUUUGUCAUCCAAGAAUGGGAAUAUAUAUUAUUUUUCCAAUUGCUAUACUAUUGUUUGUCAUCAGCUGUGCCUUUAUAUAAUUAACUAAUUCAAAUACUAUUUGUAAAUAAUUAGCAUAAUUAAUUUCAAUAUUUUUACAUUGUUACUUUAUAUAUAUAUUUUAUAUAAAACAAAUUUUUCAAAUAUUCUAUUCUAUUUUUUAUUAAAAAAAAAAACUAAUACUAUAUUUAAUUUGUUUUUAGAUAUACAAUAAUUCGUGAUAAUAAAUUAACAAUUACAUUAAUUAUUAUGUGUUUCAUUUAUUUAUAAAAAAAAAAAAAAAACAGC
Aphidius gifuensis is the source of this 2004-nucleotide messenger RNA. RefSeq lists its product as uncharacterized. NCBI's taxonomy places the organism in Eukaryota, Metazoa, Arthropoda, Insecta, Hymenoptera, Braconidae. The transcript is spliced from 4 exons. Bases 321 to 1757 code for a protein of 478 amino acids. The record is from RefSeq and is a predicted model, not a curated record.